This is a messenger RNA of Didymodactylos carnosus, 780 nucleotides long. The record is from the annotation of a GenBank genome assembly. Lineage: Eukaryota; Metazoa; Rotifera; Eurotatoria; Philodinida; Philodinidae.
AUGUGGAGUUCGAAUACUAAUAUGAAUGGAGGUAUUAAAGAUAGUGAUAAGUUAUUAAAAUUAAAAUAUCCAACUCUUUCUAUUCAAUCUCUUUCCAAUUACUUACUUGCAUUACACACAAAAUUACGUGAUCAAUCUACAAACACACAGGAAUUUGUCAAAUAUUCGAACAAAUUAGUUCAUUCUUUACUUGAGUAUACUUUAUCAAUAUUACCAGCUGAUUAUUAUGAUAUUAAAACUAUUCAAACACCGUGUAAUGUUCCCUUCCAGGGAUGUUCAUUAAUUUCAUCAAUAUCGUAUAACAACAACAAUACUGAUAAUACUAUGAACAGCCAGUUAAAUUUAUGUGGAAUUUCAAUCGUUCGUGCUGGUGAGAGUAUGGAAUUCGGUUUACGUUCAUUGAUACCUGACAUUCCCAUUGGUAAAAUUUUAAUUCAACGUGAUGAAUUUACACAAAACAAACAAGCUAAACUCUUUUACACCAAACUUCCAAUGAACAUAACACAAGCAAAGCAAAUAUUUUUAAUGGAUCCAAUGUUGGCUACUGGUGGAAGUUGUAUACUAGCAAUAAAAACGCUUAUUAAACUCGGUGUUACUAUUCAACAAAUUACUUUCAUUAAUUUGAUUGCGUGCCCCGAAGGAUUACAGCGUGUAUACGCAAAAUAUCCACAACUGAAGAUUGUUACGAGUUUUGUCGAUCAGGGAUUGAAUGAACACUGUUACAUUCUCCCAGGAAUUGGCGACUAUGGCGAUCGGUACUUCGGUACUGUUACUCCAUGA